ACUUCAUAAAUGAUUACGACUAUAUUGAUGCAGUGCCAGCCGUUUAUGGAUUAGGAAACUCACUUCUAAAUUAUCUGUUGUUGAUGAGACGUCACUAUUUUCUUACCUCUAUUGGCAUGUUUGAUGAAGUUGAAUGGAGUGUCUGAUCAUUUAUUGUUACAGUGAUUUGGUAGUUGUUGCUCUCAUGAGUGGAGAAACAGAAAUUCUUGAGUAAUGAGCUGGAGAAAUGGAUAUGAAUAAACUACCUAAUUCUCAUGCAGGUUGAUGAAUGUAUACUCUGGUUGAGCAUUGUAUUCAUCACUAUUCUAUGUACACCACAACCAACCAUAGUUCGAUGGUCAUCUGCUCCCCCUGCGUCGGAGAAAAUGAUGCUCCAAUGGAAGGGCUUCUGUGCAAUCAUAGCAAAUGCAUACUUCAUGAGAGGAAUGGCAUGGCUUCCAGUGAAGACUCUUCAACUAGAGCAACUGGCAGUGGUGGGUUUUGCUGAAGAGCCAUCAGUUGUUGCAAGCCGAAUGAGACUAGUGUUUAGCACACUUGAGGUUGUGAGUCCACAGUGGCCAAGAAUGCAGUAAAUUCACGUCAAAUGUGGGUGGAAACAGGAGAAACUGAAGUACUGAGAGAUUUUCAUACAGUCUGGUGUUAAGUGUGUUUAUGAAUUAUAAGAAGUAUUUCAUGGCAUACAGUACUGCACAGUAUUAAAAAAUAUAAAAAUCUUGUUAAUUGUUCUUUUUCUAAGAAAAUCUGCAUUUAGAGUUGUUCUAUACUCGAAAUAGCAUUUUGGUUCCUAUUUAAUUUUUUUGGCAUUUGAAUAUCGGACAUGUUCAACUAUUGAAGCUUCUAUCAGGCAUUCUUGAAUCUUGAUAUAGAAGCAAUGGAUAAUAACUGUAUUGGAA
Messenger RNA from Olea europaea var. sylvestris, 893 nucleotides. RefSeq lists its product as uncharacterized. Bases 255 to 572 code for a protein of 105 amino acids. The record is from RefSeq and is a predicted model, not a curated record. The transcript is spliced from 3 exons. NCBI's taxonomy places the organism in Eukaryota, Viridiplantae, Streptophyta, Magnoliopsida, Lamiales, Oleaceae.